AUGGAUCUCAUGGGGCAGCUGCACCGAAUGAACAAAGAAGAAAUUUUGUCAUUCAUCAAAUCGUGUCAACAUGAAUGUGGUGGAAUAAGUGCCAGCAUAGGUCACGAUCCUCAUCUUCUGUAUACCCUCAGUGCUGUCCAGACAAAUAAAUUUUUUAAAUUUUUGCUUCUCUUUGAUUGUUAUUGUAUCUUCCCCCCCCGCCCCCAGAUUCUUACCUUUUAUGACAGUCUCCAUGUAGUUGAUAUAAAUAAAAUCGUUGAAUAUAUACAGAGCUUUCAGAAAGAAGAUGGAUCGUUUGCUGGAGACGAAUGGGGAGAAAUAGAUACAAGAUUCUCUUUCUGUGCUGCAGCAACUCUUGCACUUCUGGGAAAGCUGGAUGCUACUGAUGUGGAAAAAGCAGUAGAAUUUGUUUUGUCCUUUAUGAACUUUGAUGGAGGAUUUGGUUGUAGCCUAGCUUCCGAAUCACAUGGAGGACAGAUGUAUUGUUGCACAGGAUUUCUUGCUAUAACAGACCAGUUGCAUCAAGUAAAUGUUGAUUUCAGGCUUUGCAAACGUCAGUUAUCUUCCGGAGGUCUCAACGGACAACCAGAGAAGUUACCUGAUGUAUUUUAUUCGUGGUGGGUGCUAGCUUCUUUGAAGAUGAUUGGUAGGAUACAGUGGUUGAUUGACAGAGAGAAACUGCGCUGCUUUAUUUUGGCUUGCCAGGAUGAGGAGACCGAAGGAUUUGCUGACAGACCGGGAGAUAUGGUGGAUCCAUUUCACACCUUAUAUGGUAUUGCUGGACUAUCUUUAUUGGGAGAAGAACAAAUUAAGGCCGUUAAUCCUGUCUUUUGUAUGCCAGAAGACAUCCUUCGAAGAAGAAACGUGCAGCCUGAGCUUGUAAGCUAGGCCUUGUAGAGACAAAAGGUUUAUAUGACCAGUUGCUUUGUUUUACUUAUCUCAUCUGUGAAACCGUCUGCAUAUUCUUCUUUUGGAUGCGUUUACAUUCUGGAACUGAAGCAAUAGCUUUGCUGUGGACUUUGUCACUUUAUACAUUGUAUCAGAACAUGCUGGUUCUCAUAAUCUGAGUAUAACAUGUUCUUUGGUUGUAUUCUAAGAUGUGUAGAAACAUUUAAAUUCUGUAUCUAAAUGUACGGGCCUUGGCUUUUUUUUUUUUUUAAUAUAAUAUUCAAAUCAAAGCUUGACUGUGUGAAUGCUUAGCUUUUCUAUCCCUUGAAUAUCAACCAUGCUGGUACUGAUCUUCAUACAGGCCUCUUUCCAUAGUGGAUCAUGCACUUGAAAAAAGACCCAAACCAAAACAACAAUAACAAACCCAAACAAACAAACAAAAAACACAGUAAGAUUCUACCUAAGCCACGCACUUAAUACCACACACUUACGUAUUUAAUUUUUCCUGUUCAUGCAUCAUGUUUUUUUCCAUGUUCAUGCAUCAGUUUUCUGUACUGAGAAACAGCUGCUUCUUCUCACAGUAAUUGAUACCAGUGAAGCCAUGUUUAUGGUUCUUUCUAAUAUAUAUAAAUGUCUUCAUUUAUUGAUGAGUCCCUUAGACAGAAUUCCACCGAUGCUUGAAAUACAGCAUACCUUGAUUACGUUCAGUGAAUCUUGCUAACAUUAAACAUUCUAGAGAAAGUCUCCGUUGGACAGUGACUCGUAAUUGAACAUAGAGUUGAUUCUACAUUUGUUGCUGGGCUGAAAUCCUGCUUCUGUAGCUUUUAAGACACUAAUUGUCAAUACUUGAUUAUGUUGUAAUUGAAAAUAAAACUAUCUGUGGGAAAUACUUGUUCUCUGAAGGGUGAAAUCCUCUUUGUCUUCAUAGAAGUGCUAAAAUUGCCUCUUAAUUUACAUUCUACACAUGCUAGCUGAGACUGAAUGAUAUUCCACUUGUAACAUACAGUAAAAGGUAAUUAUGAAGGGGAAGAAGUCUUGGUUAAUCUCUGUACUUAUGCUUAAGUAAGGCCUGAAGUAGUUUCACCUGAACUUCACUCAGCAGAGAUAGCUACCCAAGAUUUGGCCUGCACAGAUGUGUAGUCAUUUGACAUAUAAACCCAGACUCUAUGAAUAGAAAAUACUGGUUUAGGCUACAAUAUUGGGAAUUAAUUUGAUAAUAGCAAAGAAUACUCUAGCCAUGACCAGGUUUUGAACCAACUUCAGUCACAGUAACAAAGUGCCUUUUAGCACUUCAGACAUAAAGGCAGUACAGCAGAACAGCCUGAGGUCUGGUUUGGCUGGAAAGUGCCUUAGUCACGGCGGUCAAGCGAACGGUUGAGCUUUUUCUCCUCUUAAGGGUGUGUUCUGCAGGAAAAGAAUGCCUCAAGCGGGAGAGCACUCUAAAGCUAAAUUUCCUAACACCUCAAAGGACCAAGAACCAGCCUUAAAAUGGUCUAUUCCUUCUUCCAAGUUUCAUAUCCCCCCCUCACACCUCCACCACCAUCCUGAAAAGCAUAGUCUCUUUCUGCUUCUAGCAGCUCUGAAAUCCCACAUCACUGUUGCACCACAACUACAGACCUUGAAUCAACUUCCUCCUACCAAAAUGUUGACCCUUAAAUUAUCAGAAGUCUGACAGAUCUCGAAUCUGACAGGCUACGCUCUGCCUGGCGUAGGCUUGCCAGCAUCUCCUGAUACCAAAUUCCAGGUCAAGGAAGGCACCUUUCAUUGUCCCAAGACACGUACCCAAAUUCCAUUCGCUGCACCUCUUGCAGGAUUUUCAAAGACAAAAAUCAAACCCGCGGUAUAGCCUCAAACUUUUGAGAGAACCUUCCUUCAGAAUAACUAGAGUGAUCUGGGUCCCGUGCAGUGGUAACCGUUCAGAAAUAGCUCCGCGUUUGAAUUACACCGAUGGAGGUGAGACGAAUGGCACGGCAGGCUGUGUGGAGUAGGCGAAUGCUUAUGGGCGUAGUGGACAUCUCGUCUUUUUGGUUUUUUGGGUGCCACAGGAGGUGCUGUGCAACCGGUGAGCGGAGUAUCAUCCACCGCUGAGUACAGCGUGUUUCUGGAAGAGGUCAGGGUUGGCUGGCAUGACCUCCAGCCCUGUGUUUUUGCAAAGGAUGAAGAGGCACCUAUCUGCCGAUGGUAGCAGCGUCCCAGUUAAAUCCAUGUUGACCUUCUUGAGGAUGGAUUCUGAUGCACAGCCCUCUGAAAGCAAAGUCGAAGAGCCAGUGGUCUGAGGGGAUAAGGUGGAGAGACUGCAGAGCAGGACGGGCGAGGUGCUUACAUCAGUGCAGCGGUGAGGGGUGUUUAGGAUCAGUCAUGUUCUGGUGCUGAGAGCAGGCGUAGGAUUCAGUCCACAUGAGGCGAGCAUGUGCCGGGCACAGCAGUUCCCGCCUGUGUCCGGCCUCGUCUGGCGGUAUCUUUCCCGAUCCAGAGUUGUUUUUUUCUGCUUAUGGUAGUCUCGCAUAUUACGGUCACGUCGUGUUACGUGUAGCCGGUGUGUGCUCGGGGUGGAGCUGCACAAGAUCAUACCACUCCCAGUACUGCGGCCCCGCU
This is a messenger RNA of Pseudopodoces humilis (Tibetan ground-tit), 3483 nucleotides long. Lineage: Eukaryota; Metazoa; Chordata; Aves; Passeriformes; Paridae. The record is from RefSeq and is a predicted model, not a curated record.